Rubroshorea leprosula is the source of this 1850-nucleotide messenger RNA. Lineage: Eukaryota; Viridiplantae; Streptophyta; Magnoliopsida; Malvales; Dipterocarpaceae. The record is from the annotation of a GenBank genome assembly.
GGGUACAUAUACCAUGAUCAAAUGAUUACUCAUCACUCAUCCAUAGCGACUAUGGACUCUCUUCUUUCAAUUCCAUCACCAGCAACUGCUGCGGUUGCUGUCUUAGCUCUUUCACUCAUCCUGUUCUUGUGGAUAUCAAAAUUUUUGGGAAGGAGUAAAAACAAAGAAGCACCGGAAGCAAGCGGCACAAGGCCUUUGUUUGGCCACCUUCACCUCCUAGGAGGGCCAAAACCACCGCACAUCACUCUAGGCGACUUGGCCGAGAAGCACGGACCGAUCUUCACCAUCCGGUUAGGCGUGUGCCGAGCGUUGGUAGUUAGCAAUUGGGAGAUUGCCAGGGAGUGUUUCACAACUAAUGAUAAAGCCUUCAUCAACCGCCCAAAAUACCUGGUGGCCGAGAUCUUGGGCUACAACUACGCCAUGUUUAGCUUUAGCUCUCACCUUCCCUACUGGCGCCAGAUCCGCAAGAUUGCCAUGCUCGAGGUCCUCUCCAACUACCGCCUUGAGUUGCUCAAGCACGUUCGAGAAUCAGAGAUUAGAACUUCAAUUAAAGAAUUACACGCGCUAUUGGUGGGGAAGGACAGAGGGUUGGUGGAGAUGAAGAGAUGGUUUUCGAGCGUAACCUUAAACAUUGUUUUCAAGAUGGUCAUGGGAAAGCGAUACGCUGAGGAAGAAUCACGGAACCAGACCGAUGAAAACGAACGGAAGAGGAAAGCCUUGAGGGAUUUCUUUGAAUUGGCCGGAGCUUUUGCCAUGGCAGACGUUCUCCCUUUCUUGAGGUGGUUGGAUAUUGGAGGGUAUGAGAAGGCGAUGAAGAAGACGGCCAAGGAUCUUGAUGGCAUCCUCCAAGAAUGGUUAGACGAACAUAAAAAGAAGAGAAAUUCGGGCGAAAAGGCGAAAGGGGAACAUGAUUUCAUGGACGUGAUGCUGUCCGUCCUUGAUGAUUCGGAAGAGAUUCCCAGUUAUGAGGCUGAUACAAUCGUCAAAGCUACAUGCCUGGGCCUCAUCUUAGGUGGAACAGAUACAAACACUGUCACUUUAACAUGGGCUCUCUCCCUGCUACUCAACAACAGGGAUGUCCUAAAGAAAGCCCAAGAGGAAUUGGACACUAGGGUGGGUCGGGAAAGGCGAGUUCAAGAAUCGGAUCUCAAGGAUUUGGUAUACCUCCAAGCAAUUCUCAAGGAAACAUUGCGUUUAUACCCUGCUGCUACACUCUCGGUGCCACAUGAGUCCGCAGAGGACUGCACCACUGGCGGUUACCAUGUUCCGGCAGGCACUCGCCUUAUAGUGAAUCUUUACAAGCUUCACCGGGAUCCGAAUGUGUGGCCAAACCCAUAUGAGUUUAAGCCAGAAAGAUUUCGCACCACACACAAGCAUGUUGAUGUUAGGGGCCAGAAUUUCGAACUUAUACCAUUUGGUAGCGGAAGAAGGGUGUGCCCUGGAAUUUCUUUUGCCCUGCAAGUGUUACAACUCACGCUAGCUAAUUUGUUACACUCGUUUGAAAUUACUACAGCAUUGGAUGAACCGGUUGAUAUGACUGAGAACGCCGGUUUGACCAAUCUCAAAGCCACCCCUCUUGAAGUCCUCCUAACCCCUCGCCUUCCUGCUCAUUUGUAUGAAUAAGUUUGCUAUAUAUAGUCCAUAUAAGCAUACUUGUUAAUUUAUGUGUACCAGAGGGGAUGUGUUAGAAGUAAUGAUGUUGCUGUUAGUUUAUAAUCCCUAAUGUUUGACACUUAAUACAAGUUAGUCCUCCAAAGUCCUUGAGUGUCAUUGUUGUUAUAUAUGUAAAAAUAGGGACUCUAUCAAACAUGUUGAAAUGUUGAAUAGAAGAAUCAAGAUAUUCCUUUUUC